AUGGCACCAAUAACCUCAAUGCCCAUGGAGCUCCUUUAUAUAAUAGCAGAGAGGCUCAGGAGUCACGACAUUCGUUCGCUCAGACAAACAUGCCACAACCUCAACGCGAAGCUGCGAGAAUUCCACUAUGAUGCUCUAUACCACACCCAACGUAUCUUCAUAGUACCGUCGUUUCUCGAGAAUUUUAUCAAAGUCGCAAAGGGUCGUGGCGCCCGGCAUACCAAUCGGACGCGCGAGUUAACCAUAUGUCUACAAAUGCCAUACCUAUCACUCGUCCGUCGUGAAUACAUAUCAUACGCAGGGACAGCCAGUAUUCCCUUCAAGGAGCUUCGGGACGCUCAGGGAGCCAAUCGCAUGUGUAGCUCCCCACAGCAACUUGAACUUUUAAACACGGUAUUUUCGAUAUUUCAGAAUGUUAGGACCGUUACAUUUGACAAUUCACCGAAAAUGGUUCCGAAUUAUCUCGAAUUGAGUCUUUUAUACCCGAAACUUCAGAUGCAAGAGGACGUUCUGCCGUUAGAUCGGGUUCGACAACCUCACAUUGGUUGGACGGAUUUGGUCGAUGAGGAUCGUGACGCUGAUAAUUGGAUAUGGUCGGGCACACUUGCAGUGAUUGCAUCGGCUGAACAGAGCAAUAUUACCACCAUCGGGUUCAGAAAUCGUUCUGGGGCGAGGGGUAUCCGUAUCUCUCAGUUUGAUAGAAUCCCUCCAAGCGAUAUGGUAUUGUUAAAGUCUGGUUUCACAAAAUUACGUCGGCUGGAACUCCACGUCAGCCUUGACGACUGCUAUGACGAUCCUUGCAGAGGAUUCGGGGAAUGGUUAGAGAAUAUUGGUCACCAAGUUGAAGAACUAUAUCUCUCCGGUACUGGCAACGUCUACUGGGCUAAGGAGCACCGGAAGCUAUUUCUGCCUACAUCAGCCGGACUACCCAAACUCACCAAAUUGGGCAUAGAUUUAGUAACUCUCGAUGUCGACAACCUCCAAAGCUUCCUACACCAUUCUCCGGGGCUUAAGGCCCUAAGAAUGUCCGGAUGUUGGUUCCAAGGGACCCCCACACGAAGAGUAAGCACGUUCAAACUACUCAAAUUCGCCUGCGAAGAGCUUGAAAACCUUCGUGAGUUCGAGCUCCAACUCUUUCAUAGUGACAGCGACGAUGCUAGAAUCCGUACUCACAUGGCCUAUGAGCUAAAAGCUCUGCUGUUGGAGGUCUAUGGAUUUUGGAUUUUGGAGAAAACGUGUAUCGCUCGAGUUACGCGGUCAGAGGACGACGGGGUAAAAGUAUUAGACAAUAUCGCUGCAGAGAUAAGGCGCCAUCCUGAUAUGGUUGAUGAUGAGCGGGCUCGUGUUUUUUGGGACUCGAUUUUGGAGAGGGGUUUUCAAUGCGGAGGUUCCGAUGAAUCUGAUGAUUAG
Molecule: messenger RNA, 1410 nt
Organism: Orbilia oligospora ATCC 24927
Lineage: Eukaryota; Fungi; Ascomycota; Orbiliomycetes; Orbiliales; Orbiliaceae
Exons: 1
Coding region: 1-1410 (469 amino acids)
Molecular function (GO): protein binding
Source: RefSeq, a predicted model, not a curated record